This is a messenger RNA of Mesocricetus auratus (golden hamster), 2203 nucleotides long. It is a transcript of the gene Treml4, whose product is annotated as triggering receptor expressed on myeloid cells like 4. Bases 354 to 1193 code for a protein of 279 amino acids. Gene Ontology annotation, biological process: positive regulation of toll-like receptor 7 signaling pathway. The transcript has 7 exons. Gene Ontology annotation, cellular component: cell surface. The record is from RefSeq and is a predicted model, not a curated record. Gene Ontology annotation, molecular function: signaling receptor activity. Lineage: Eukaryota; Metazoa; Chordata; Mammalia; Rodentia; Cricetidae.
CUUACUUCCCAUAGUUUUGCCUUUAGUUUUUUACAGCAAUAAUGAGGGAGUGUGGAUGGUAGGUGGUGUGGAGUGUCUGGGGUAGAGAGAGGAUGAGCAGACGGAAGACAAGGUGUGAGGCAGAGCUGAGGUGUGAGGGCUAGAGAUGCUGGGGCUCCCCAUCCAGGCCUGGCUACCGUUCCUCUCACCCUCUCACAGGUCUCCAGAGCCCGCCUACCCAGGCCAACCACUUCCCCAAUCAAAGCUCGGGUCUUCCCCCAGGUCUUGCAGCUCACAGAUGCUGAGAAGCAGGGAGACUCCUACUCCGUCCAGAGCCUUCUCCUCCUCUCCUCCACUGACAGAACUAGGGGGCUAUGGCCUGGAGAUGCUCACAACUGCUGCUGACCCCUAUGCUGCUGCCCCUCCUGGCCUCAGGUGUCUGGGGGUCGAAGGUUGUGUCUGAGGACCUUCACGGAGUGGCGGGACAGAGCUUCUCCGUGAAGUGCCACUACAAACCUGAGGCAGGGCCGUAUGUGCCGAAAUCGUGGUGUCGGCAGACAUCGCCAAGUAGAUGCAACCGAGUGGUCACAACCUCCGAGCCUCGGAGAGCCGUCAGUGAAUCACAACACACCAUCUGGGACGAUCCCGAGGCUGGCUUCUUCAGUGUCACCAUCGCUCGGCUCACGGAGAAGGACUCGGCAGUCUACUGGUGCGGGCAGUUUAAUGCUACCCGCAAUGUAAUCAACAUUCUCCGGAGCAUCAACCUGGUGGUGUCUCCAGCCUCGUCCACUCUUCCUCCGCAGACCAGCAUCUGGCUCCAAACAAAGAUGGCCUCAUCCACUCUUCCUCCACAGACGACCACCCAGCUCCCAACAAACACAGUUCUGACCACUUCUCCAGAGGAAACCACUGGCCCUUUCAUCAAUGGCUCUGAGCACAGAAACCAAAGUUCUCCUUCCUUUCCUGGCUGGGAAUCCCCGAGGCUUUUGGUCUUCGUGCAGUACGGACUCCUCCUGCUCAAGGGCCUGAUGCUGUCAGUUUUCUGUGUGGUCCUUUGCCGGAGGCGCUGCCAAAGACAGGCGUGUACGGCGGAGACAGUGAUGGUGGAGGUUACAGAAUAUGCCAGCCUUCCUGACAUCUCGGAGUCCUUGGGCACAUUUGGCCAUCUCUCGGGGUGUGAGAAGAAUGCCUAUUCUCCCAGCCCCAUGCAGUGACCAGAGCUGCCCAACCAACGCAUACUACAACCCUACCGAAGCCUCCAAGCAAGUUCAUGGGAGACACAAGUGCCUGGUCCCAGCCUCAAACCACCAGUGGCGACUGUCACUCCGGUACCCAGCACCCUAGAUCCAUGUUCCCACAGCCCAGAUCUCCCCCAGGCUGACCACCCAUGGGAAGUUAAUCUGCAUUGGGGUCAGACCCUCUGGCAGCACCUAACACCCAGCUCAACUAUCUCCCAGGACCCUACCUCUACACCUUCUCCUCCGGGACUUUCCCGCUCUCUCCUGCCUCCAUUGGCACACAUGUCUCACCGGCUGCUUCUGGAGUGGGCUACUCACUAACUUAAGUCUCUUGGACUGCAUCAAAGUGGAACACGGCAACACCAUUUCCCUGGGCUUCCUCUCCUCUUGCUCCGGAUUCCUUAAAAAUGAAAGAAAAACAUGAUUUAAAUGAUAAAAUGGAGAACCAAGAAAGGCUGUGAUAUGCAGACUACAAACAGAGGCGGUCAAAAAGUUAAAGAAAAAACUGGUUUUUAACGAGACAAAAAACUCCCUAAACAGUUUGCUUAUCCAGCUACACACAGGAGCUGACCACUAGGGGUCAGUGUUGUGUUGGUUUAUCAAGUGAGACCAUUUCUUCUUCACAGAGAAAGUCUGUGUGGGUGUGUGCGGUUGUCCUUUAGGGAACCAAAACAAUAUCAUAUCCAUAAAACAAGAAGCAGCCAGGGUGAUGUUCAGAGCAGGUGUCAUCCAGUGUAGCCUGGACACCAGGAAUUCAUCAUGGACAUUCACUGCCGACAGCAAGUUGAACGUUAGCCUUGCGACCACGAGAAGGCCACCAUGAAGACGGCACGUUUUCCUCCUGUUGGUACCUUGCUCAGCUCUGGUCUGGGGGCUCUUGCUUUGCAGUAUCGCAUCUGGUUUUUUGAUGGGAGAUGGAGGGGGAGAGGAUAAGAGAAGAGGGGAGGUGUGGAGGGAGGGAAACUGUGGUCAGAAUGUGUUUACGA